This is a messenger RNA of Sapajus apella (tufted capuchin), 2365 nucleotides long. It is a transcript of the gene RPN1, whose product is annotated as ribophorin I. Gene Ontology annotation, cellular component: membrane; oligosaccharyltransferase complex. NCBI's taxonomy places the organism in Eukaryota, Metazoa, Chordata, Mammalia, Primates, Cebidae. The record is from RefSeq and is a predicted model, not a curated record. The transcript has 10 exons. Bases 97 to 1920 code for a protein of 607 amino acids.
UCACCAGUCCUUGCCCAAUGAGCGGCUGCUUAGUGGCGGGAGGGCGGGGUAGCCUGGCGGCGCUCUGCUCGCCCUGGCGCUCUGCUCUUUCCGGUCAUGGAGGCGCUCGCCGCCCGCUUGUUUUUGCUCCUGUGGCUUGGGGCCUGUGCGCCCGCGCCGGGCAGCGCCUCCUCCGAGGCACCCUCGCUGAUCAACGAGGAGGUGAAGCGCACAGUGGACCUAAGCAGCCACCUGGCAAAGGUGACGGCCGAGGUGGUCCUGGCGCACCUGGGCAGCGGCUCCACGUCCCGAGCUACCUCUUUCCUUCUGGCUUUGGAGCCCGAUCUCGAGGCUCGGCUGGCGCAUCUGGGCGUGCAGGUGAAGGGAGAAGAUGAGGAAGAGAACAAUUUGGAAGUACGUGAAACCAAAAUUAAGGGUAAAAGUGGGAAAUUCUUCACAGUCAAGCUCCCAGUUGCCCUUGAUCCUGGGGCCAAGAUUUCAGUCAUUGUGGAGACAGUCUACACCCAUGUGCUUCAGCCGUAUCCAACCCAGAUCACCCAGUCAGAGAAACAGUUUGUGGUGUUUGAGGGGAACCAUUAUUUCUACUCUCCCUAUCCAACGAAGACACAAACCAUGCGUGUGAAGCUUGCCUCCCGAAAUGUGGAGAGCUACACCAAGCUGGGGAACCCCACGCGCUCUGAGGACCUGCUGGAUUAUGGGCCUUUCAAAGAUGUCCCUGCCUAUAGUCAGGAUACUUUUAAAGUACAUUAUGAGAACAACAGUCCUUUCCUGACCAUCACCAGCAUGACUCGAGUCAUCGAAGUCUCUCACUGGGGUAAUAUUGCUGUGGAAGAAAAUGUGGACUUGAAGCACACAGGGGCUGUGCUUAAGGGGCCUUUCUCACGCUAUGAUUACCAGAGACAGCCAGAUAGUGGAAUAUCCUCCAUCCGUUCUUUUAAGACCAUCCUUCCUGCUGCUGCCCAGGAUGUUUAUUACCGGGAUGAGAUUGGCAAUGUUUCUACCAGUCACCUCCUUAUUUUGGAUGACUCUGUAGAGAUGGAAAUCCGGCCUCGCUUCCCUCUCUUUGGCGGGUGGAAGACCCAUUACAUCGUUGGCUACAACCUCCCAAGCUAUGAGUACCUCUAUAAUUUGGGUGACCAGUAUGCACUGAAGAUGAGGUUUGUGGACCAUGUGUUUGAUGAACAAGUGAUAGAUUCUCUGACUGUGAAGAUCAUCCUGCCUGAAGGGGCGAAGAACAUUGAAAUUGAUAGUCCCUAUGAAAUCAGCCGUUCCCCAGAUGAGCUGCACUACACCUAUCUGGACACGUUUGGCCGCCCUGUGAUUGUUGCCUACAAGAAAAAUCUGGUAGAACAGCACAUUCAGGAUAUUGUGGUCCACUACACGUUCAACAAGGUGCUUAUGCUGCAGGAGCCCCUGCUGGUGGUGGCAGCCUUCUACAUCCUGUUCUUCACCGUCAUCAUCUAUGUCCGGCUGGACUUCUCCAUCACCAAGGAUCCAGCCGCAGAAGCCAGGAUGAAGGUAGCCUGCAUCACAGAGCAGGUCUUGACCCUGGUCAACAGGAGAAUAGGCCUUUACCGUCACUUUGAUGAGACUGUCAAUAGGUAUAAGCAAUCCCGGGACAUCUCCACCCUCAACAGUGGCAAGAAGAGCCUGGAAACUGAACACAAGGCCUUGACCAGUGAGAUUGCGCUGCUGCAGUCCAGGCUGAAGACAGAGGGCUCUGAUCUGUGCGACAGAGUAAGCGAAAUGCAGAAGCUGGAUGCACAGGUCAAGGAGCUGGUGCUGAAGUCGGCGGUGGAGGCUGAGCGCCUGGUGGCUGGCAAGCUCAAGAAAGACACGUACAUCGAGAAUGAGAAGCUCAUCUCAGGAAAGCGCCAGGAGCUGGUCACCAAGAUCGACCACAUCCUGGAUGCCCUGUAGCCCCUGCCCAUGUCCUCAGGGGGGCCCAGGGGUGCCUGUACUUCACAGUGGCAUGCAGAGUGGGUGGUAGUGGGAGGUUGAGCAUGGAGGCCAGUCAAGGCUGACAUCUGUAAAAGGCCUUUAAGGAGGAGAAAUCAGGCCUUGCCUCAGGCAAUGUGAGAAGCUUGCUGUUGGUCCUUAAAUCUUUCCUUUUUUUAAAAAAAACAAACAAAACCUUAAAAAUACUCCCAUUAAAAACAAAACAUCUUUGUGUUUUGAACAAAGGAAUUUUCAAUAUUUGAUCGGUAUUCUGUUCUGAAGCCUAGGAUAUUUUUUCAGCCUAUAAAGUCCCUUAUUUUAUGCCCUUCUAAUUCCUGAUGUUUAGGUAUUUUGUGAGUGCAUGUGUUAACUUUUUUUUAAAAGCGUGUGUGAACAAAUGGAAAUAAAGCAGGGACUGUGAACAUUG